AUGGGAACACAGUUGCAAAGCUUUAAUGCCUCCUCUUUUGAAGAAAACCUUGAUCUUCGUGGAUUGCCACUCAACAAGAUGUGCGCAGAAGAUAAUAUGCCUUCACCUCAAGAAGCCAAUCAUGAUAAAGAAGAAGAGGCCUCAUUGUUCUCUCAAGAAUUUUACUUGAGCAUGGGAUUGGGUUUUGUUGUUGGAUUCUGGGCCUUUGUAGGACCGUUGCUUUUCAACCGAACUUGGAGACAAGCCUACUAUAGGUUUAUGAACACAGUAACAGAUAAAAUCCAUGUCAUGGUUGAAGUUUAUGUGGUUAAAUACCUCACUAUCAGAGACUAG
Neltuma alba is the source of this 333-nucleotide messenger RNA. Its product is annotated as receptor-like protein EIX1. Bases 1 to 333 code for a protein of 110 amino acids. NCBI's taxonomy places the organism in Eukaryota, Viridiplantae, Streptophyta, Magnoliopsida, Fabales, Fabaceae. The transcript has a single exon. The record is from RefSeq and is a predicted model, not a curated record.